Messenger RNA from Lactuca sativa (garden lettuce), 1262 nucleotides. Its product is annotated as expansin-A6. Gene Ontology annotation, cellular component: extracellular region. Lineage: Eukaryota; Viridiplantae; Streptophyta; Magnoliopsida; Asterales; Asteraceae. Gene Ontology annotation, biological process: plant-type cell wall organization. The record is from RefSeq and is a predicted model, not a curated record.
CAUUUCUCCUCACCGCAUAAUCCACCGUUAGUCACUCUCUCAUCGCCUUUCCUCUGUGCAGUUGAACCCUAAAUGGCGGUAGUCUCCAGCAUUGUCUUCAUCAUUUUCUCGGUGUUGUCCGUCGCCGAAUGUAGAAUUCAAGGAAACUACGCCGGCGGCCCUUGGGAAGGUGCUCAUGCUACCUUCUACGGUGGAAGCGACGCCUCCGGUACAAUGGGAGGCGCUUGUGGCUACGGGAAUCUUUACAGCCAAGGAUACGGAGUCAACACGGCGGCGCUCAGCACCGCCCUCUUCAACAACGGGCUAAGCUGCGGCGCAUGUUUUGAAAUCAAGUGCGCCGACGACCCUAGGUGGUGCCACCCUGGUAGUCCCUCCAUUUUCGUUACCGGGACCAACUUCUGUCCUCCCAAUUUCGCUCUUCCAAACGACAAUGGUGGGUGGUGCAACCCUCCUCGAACCCACUUCGACCUCGCCAUGCCCAUGUUCCUUAAGAUUGCUGAAUACCGCGCCGGAAUUGUCCCCGUCUCCUACCGCCGGGUGCCAUGCCGGAAAGCUGGUGGAAUCAGGUUCACGAUCAACGGUUUCCGUUACUUCAACUUGGUUUUGAUCAGCAAUGUCGCGGGUGCAGGGGAUAUCCAGAAAGUUUGGGUGAAAGGAACCAAAACAAAUUGGAUGAGUAUGAGUCGUAACUGGGGGCAAAAUUGGCAAUCGAAUGCAGUUCUCAUCGGACAAUCUCUUUCUUUCAGAGUCACCGCCAGUGACCGCCGUACCUCCACCUCGUGGAACAUUGCUCCGGCGAAUUGGCAAUUUGGUCAGACCUUCGCCGGAAAGAAUUUCCGGGUGUGAGGUUAAAGUGAAAUCCCCGUAUUACCCUUAUUUAGGAAAAAUGGUUUUAUUAUUAUUGUUUGUUUUUUGCUUUAAUUGCUUUUAUCGGGGGUGGUGAAAGUUGGUAUAUGUGGAAAAGAUGGAGGGGUGGAAUAGACAUGUUUUGGAAACUUUUUCAGAUUUCCGAACAUUUAGGGUUUGUGUUUUAACAGUGACGCUGAGGCGGCUGCAAAAAAGAAAAAUGCAGCCCGCAGCAAAAUGCUGCUAAAGAAUUUUAGUGAAAAAGUGGUGUUUUUAUUUUUGUAUUUUGGUUCUAGUUUCUAAAUGUGAACUGUAUUUAGGGUUUGUGUUGCUACUAAUUUACAUCUUGUAAGUCAGAAAAAUAGACUUGGUUUGUUUUAAUCUGUAAUCCAAUGUAUUGUUGAGAAUUAUCUUAA